This is a messenger RNA of Rhincodon typus (whale shark), 1656 nucleotides long. RefSeq names its product chromosome 4 C7orf25 homolog (gene c4h7orf25). The transcript has a single exon. Lineage: Eukaryota; Metazoa; Chordata; Chondrichthyes; Orectolobiformes; Rhincodontidae. The record is from RefSeq and is a predicted model, not a curated record. Bases 1 to 1281 code for a protein of 426 amino acids.
AUGUCCCUACAGAAGAUACUGUCCGAGAGGAUCACUGAAGCCCGGCAGCUGCUGGACAGAGCGGAGACGCUGUCCCACUCCCGUCUGGGCGGGGUUCAGGGUGGUCCCAAGCUCUGCAGCAAGCUGAAGGCUGAGCUAAAGUUCUUGCGCAAAGUUGAAGCGGGCAAGGUUUCGGUGAAGGAGUCACACCUGCAGAGCACGAACCUGACCCACCUGAAAGCGGUUAUCGAGUCGGCAGAGAGCCUGGACGACGUGGUGAGCCUGCUGCAUGUUUUCAGCUAUCAGGAGCGGCCCGGUGAAAGGCAGUCGAUUGUGGUGGAUGUCGUUGCAAACGGUGGCCUCACUUGGGUCAAAGCCGUCGGCCGAAAAGCCGAGGCUCUGCACAGCAUUUGGGUCGGCAGAGGCCAGUACGGAGACAAAAGUAUUGUUGAGCAGGCAGAAGAUUAUUUGGAAGCCAGCAGGCAGCAGCUGGUGCAGUACAUUAAUCCACACGUUGUGUUUGCCUUUUAUAACGGCGUCUCCAGCCCUAUGGCAGAGAGACUGAAAGAAAUGGGGCUUUCAGUACGGGGAGAUAUCGUGGCUGUGAACUCGAUGACUGAUUUCAUGGAGGAGGCUGAUAAUUCAGCUGACUCCGACGAAGAACUGGAGGAGCCCCUGCGAGUGACGAAAGUAGACCGAUCUACAAUUGUUGCCAGCAUUGCCUUUCCAGCCGAGGUUAAAGUGGAGUUUUGCAGCCGUGUCAAUUUAGACAUAACCACCCUGAUCUCCUUUGUAUCGGCAGUAAGUCAUGGCGGCUGCUACUUCAUCUUCAAGGAGAAAGUAUUGACAGAGCAAGCUUCGCAUGAGAGGGAGGAGAGUGUCCUGCCUAAGCUGCAGGCCUUCAUGAAGGACAAGGAGUUGUUUGCGUGUGAAUCGGCUGUGAAAGAUUUUCAAGCCAUUUUAGAGACACUGGGAGGUCCUGGAGAAAAGGCCAGGGCGCAGAAGCUGCUGCAGGAAAUCACCGUCGUACCAGACCAGCCUUCAGAGCGAGCGUCCAGGUUGGAAGCCAGUGCAAAAAUUAACAGUCGCUCUAUUGCUAUCUUUGGCACUGGAGAUGCUUUGAAGGCGAUCACAAUGACAGCGAACAGUGGGUUUGUUCGUGCUGCAGAUAACCAAGGUGUGAAAUUCAGCGUAUUUAUCCAUCAACCAAGAGCUUUGACAGAGAGCAAGGAAGCAACAGCGACACCUUUACCUGGUACUGUCUUUCAUGAGAAAGUCUACAAUGGUGGCUCUGUAAGAUGAAAGCAACAUCUUGCAAUUGACAUUAUGGUACCUUAAGGACUUGGUGGGAGGUGGGUGUCUGUUCAACUUGCACACUGCUGUAAAACUGAUGAACAAAUUGCCAGCUCUUGCGUUGAUGUCAAGUCUUGAGACGUAUAACAGACAGCUAAUUAGAUAUUUCAGGUUUAUCCACCAUCUCUUCCCCGAGCUCCACCCCACCACCCAACUCUUUCUCUCUAAUGGGCAUACAAAGCAUCCAUUAAAAAGUAUUCAGGCUGACAGUUAACAGGUGUCAUGGUAGUUCUCGCCAUUGAGUCUGCUUUUUACUGUAUUAGGCCAAGAGCUGAAAUGGAAAUUUAGCUGUCAAUUAAGAGGAAUAAAAUCACAUCUUCAUCC